AUGAACACAAGGGGAGCGGGGGUAGAGGGAGGAGAAGCGUCCCAGGGUCCAGAUCGGGAACACGUUUCUGAGGAGGAGGUGAAGGAGGUGGUGACAGAGGAGGUGAAGGAGGAGGUGACAGAGGAGGUGAAGGAGGAGCUGACAGAGGAGGUGAAGGAGAAGGUGACAGAGGAGGUGAAGGAGGAGGUGAUGGAGGAGGUGACAGAGGAGGUGAAGGAGGAGGUGACAGAGGAGGUGAAGGAGGAGGUGACAGAGGAGGUGAAGGAGGAGGUGACAGAGGAGGUGAAGGAGGAGGUGACAGAGGAGGUGAAGGAGGAGGUGACAGAGGAGGUGACAGAGGAGGUGAAGGAGGAGGUGACAGAGGAGGUGAAGGAGGAGCUGACAGAGGAGGUGAAGGAGAAGGUGACAGAGGAGGUGAAGGAGGAGGUGAUGGAGGAGGAGGAGGUGACAGAGGAGGUGAAGGAGGAGGUGACAGAGGAGGUGAAGGAGAAGGUGACAGAGGAGGUGACAGAGGAGGUGAAGGAGGAGGUGACAGAGGAGGUGAAGGAGGAGGUGACAGAGGAGGUGAAGGAGGAGGUGACAGAGGAGGUGACAGAGGAGGUGAAGGAGGAGGUGACAGAGGAGGUGAAGGAGGAGGUGACAGAGGAGGUGAAGGAGGAGGUGAUAGAGGAGGUGAAGGAGGAGGUGAAGGAGGAGGUGAAGGAGGAGGUGACAGAGGAGGUGAAGGAGGAGGUGACGGAGGAGGUGAAGGAGGAGGUGAAGGAGGAGGUGAAGGAGGAGGUGACAGAGGAGGUGAAGGAGGAGGUGACAAAGGAGGUGAAGGAGGAGGUGACAGAGGAGGUGAAGGAGGAGGUGACAGAGGAGGUGAAGGAGGAAGUGACAGAGGAGGUGAAGGAUGAGGUGAAGGAGGAGGUGAAGGAGGAGGUGACAGAGGAGGUGAAGGAGGAGGUGACAGAGGAGGUGAAGCAGGAGGUGAAGGAGGAGGUGACAGAGGAGGUGAAGGAGGAGGUGACAGAGGAGGUGAAGGAGGAGGUGACAGAGGAGGUGAAGGAGGAGGUGACAGAGGAGGUGACAGAGGAGGUGAAGGAGGAGGUGACAGAGGAGGUGAAGGAGGAAGUGACAGAGGAGGUGAAGGAGGAGGUGAAGGAGGAGGUGACAGAGGAGGUGACAGAGGAGGUGAAGGAGGAGGUAGAGGAGGAGGUGACAGAGGAGGUGAAGGAGGAGGUAGAGGAGGAGAAGGAGGAGGUGACAGAGGAGGUGAAGGAGAAGGUGACAGAGGAGGUGAAAGGAGGAGAGGAGGUGAAGGAGGAGGUGACAGAGGAGGUGAAGGAGGAGGUGACAGAGGAGGUGAAGGAGGAGGUGACAGAGGAGGUGACAGAGGAGGUGAAGGAGGAGGUGACAGAGGAGGUGAAGGAGGAGCUGACAGAGGAGGUGAAGGAGAAGGUGACAGAGGAGGUGAAGGAGGAGGUGAUGGAGGAGGUGACAGAGGAGGUGAAGGAGGAGGUGAUAGAGGAGGUGAAGGAGGAGGUGAAGGAGGAGGUGAAGGAGGAGGUGACAGAGGAGGUGAAGGAGGAGGUGACAGAGGAGGUGAAGGAGGAGGUAGAGGAGGAGAAGGAGGAGGUGACAGAGGAGGUGAAGGAGGAGGUGACAGAGGAGGUGAAGGAGGAGGUGACAGAGGAGGUGACAGAGGAGGUGACAGAGGAGGUGACAGAGGAGGUGAAGGAGGAGGUGACAGAGGAGGUGACAGAGUACCUGUGGCCAGUCCCCGUUGGGCAGCUGUCUGUGGACCAGCAGACGCACUCCUCUCUCAAUGGCUUCAUGGUCCGGAUGCCUGAGGAAGAUGACAUCAUCAUCGUCUCUCUCUGGGCCCAGCAGGUGUUGUGGAUCUGA
Molecule: messenger RNA, 1890 nt
Organism: Knipowitschia caucasica
Lineage: Eukaryota; Metazoa; Chordata; Actinopteri; Gobiiformes; Gobiidae
Source: the annotation of a GenBank genome assembly